AUGAGUGGAAAGAUCGAUAGUCCAUGGUACAUUCCAAUAUCAGAUGCAUUAGUUAUGCGUCAUGCAGCAGAAACAAAAGCGGAUAUCGAAGUUUUUGAUAAUUAUUUGUUGCUUAGAAUGAAACAAGAUCCAGAAGAGAUGAUAGAACUUACAAGAUUUCUAGGAAUCUUUCGAAGUCAAAGGGCAAAACUCCAAUUGAUACUUUCCAAAUGGAAAGGAGAGAAUGUAUAUUAUAAUUAUCAGUUCUAUGUUUUUUCUCGUAUGUUUGAAAGUCUCACAAAGACUCCACAACAUUAUUAUAAUGAUCUAGACAAAUUACAUCGUCAUUAUUUGAUUGAUUUGUCAUUGUUUUGGCAGUAUUCCAAUAACAAAAUAUUAUCUGUUGUAUAUGGAUUUAAAGCAGCAUUAGCGUAUGUUGAACUUGUUGAUUUAGUCAAAUACUUAGCGUAUAUGUAUGAAAAUGAUUCAUCAAUAUUGAUGUCAUAUGCUGAAAUUUGUUUGAUUGCGUUAGGAGAUCCAAAAGCAUCUGUUAAAUAUAGAAGAAUAAGUUCAAUGAUAAAAGAUAGUCCUACUGCAUGCGAAGAUCCGAUAUUUAGACAUGUUUCAAGGUUCUAUCCUUUAUCUGUUAAUAAUUAUCAAUCAGAAAAUUAUUAUUCAACAUCAGAUUCGAACUCGAAUUCUUCAUCAACAGAAAGCUUUUCUAAAUUAAGAUUCCAUAUAAAUGAAAAUGUCAUCUUUAGAGAUGAAAAAAGUGAUAAUAGCUCUGUUGCAAUGUUUGUUAGAAAAUGUACUGAUUUAAGGACAUUUGGAAUUAUUUUAAGUUGUAUUUUUAUCUUUGUUAUGUCAAUGCUUUAUCUUAAGAAAUUGAGAGGUUUGACAAACGAAAAAUUUGAAAAUUUGGAAGGAUUGAAACUAAUGAUAAGUCAAACAAUAGAAGUUGCUUAUAGACUAACAUCAGGUGUUUUGUUAUAUGACCAAUUAGAACAAAACAAAAAUUUAGAUUGCAAAGAAUUUAUCAAAAAAGUUUAUAAUCAUUUGAAAAAUUAUCCGAUUUCUUACAAAGAUGAUUAUUUCUUUUUAGCGAAAGUAUGGGGAACAACAUCACAAAUACUAUCAGAUCAAAUGAUUAAUAACUGUAAUUUGUUUGAUAAUCAUUCAACAAUAAUUUUCCAACAAUUACAUCAAAUUUUGAUUAAUUACAAUUUCUUCCAAGGAAAUUUGUCAAAUAUUUUACAUUCUACAAGUUUAUCUUGUAUGUACAAAAAGGCAAUGAUUAUUACUUUCUUAAUGUCUUUUGUUUGUGUUAUUAUUUCUAUUGGUUUUGUUUAUUUCGGCACGAGAUUAUUAUUAACAAGAUUUCCAAAAGAAGCAAAAGAAUUUUUGGGAAGUAGAGAAAGAUUGAGUUUAUUAUUACUUAAAAAAUCAUUGGAAAGCUGGGAUUUGUUUAAACUAAACUUCAAAUCAAUGAAAGAAGAAGUUAAACAAACACCACAAAUUGAGAAAUCACCAAGAAGAAUCAAAGUUGGACAUAAGUUUUCAUCAGAAACGAAUUUGAAUUUGAAUUGUGAACAAAAAUCAAGACACGUUGAUUUGAAAGAUGGAAAGAUUUCUAUUUCUUUUAUAGGUGCUGACCAACUCUUAAAGCCAUCACAGUUUGCAUUAAUGAGUCCUUUUGUUUUCUCUCCAACACCGAAGGCUUCAGAUUCAAGUGAUGUUGAAGAAGAUGAAAAAUUAAUUCCAUCAGAAAAACUUGAAAAUUUGAAUUUGAUUUCGAAAACGAUAGAAAAAACAAAGGAUACUUACAAAUACAGAUAUUUAUAUAUUGUAAUUAUGUUCUUCCUUCCAUGGGCUAUUACUUUAAUAUUGAUGUUCUUUGGAAGAAUUGUUAUUUUCUUUGAAAAUGAUGUGACAAAAAUUUAUUUGACAAGAAUCGACCAAAAUGCAACUGAAUUAAGUAAACUUCCUUACGCCAUCUAUUACAAUUUCAAGAACAAAAGUAUCCAACAAAUAAACUUUAACCAAAAUUUGUCAUGGUACAGAAGAAACUUAAUGCAAAUUAUUGAAGAUGCAGAUCAAAUUCAUAAAUCAAUCAUCAUAUCAAGACAUUCGUUUUUGAUCGUUGCAUCAUUCUUUUGGAUCUUGGCAAUGUACGGUUGUUUCGUUGUUGAAGAAAGUAUCAAAAGAGGUUAUGAGUCACUUUUCCAUUUCCCUAUCGGUUUGAUGAACGAUAUUAUUUUACAAAACGAUACGAAAAGUGAGAGUUCAAUGACAAAUGAAAUCAUUGAAGUUAGUGUUAACAAAGAGACAAACAAUAUAAUUUGUGUUACAUCUAAUUGUUUGGACGUAAUUGGCGAAGAACCUUUGAAUAUAAUUGGCCACAAAUAUGAUGAAAUUUUUGCCAAAAAUGAUCGUUUAAGGUUAUAUAAUUUAACAUCAAAAAAGGUCAAAAAGUUUGUAGAAUGUUGUUAUGAGAUGGAGAAGAUCAACAAAUACGCUUUGUAUGAUGUUUCCACUUAUUUAACAACAAAAACUGCGAUGAUGAAUUUGAUGCAAAGUAAUAUUCCGAAAAAUUUUGCAGAAGAAUUUUGUGAAAAACAGAAACAAAGUUUUAGAUUUUCAAACUCAUAUACAAUCAUUGUUAAGUUUGAUUCAUCGGAUUAUUCAAUGUCAACAGAUAAUUUCUUCAAAGCUGUUAGCAACAUGCUCCAAUGCUAUAUAACAGUUAAGUUUAUUAAAUACGAAGGUUCUCUUUGUUAUUUCAUUUGUCCAACUUGUGAAAGAGUUAUUCCUUUCUUGUUUGUAAGAGAUUUGAUUGCAAAUUCCCGUCCAUCAUCAAGAAUUAAACUUGUGCAAUCAAAGAGUGCUGUUUUGAGUGCAAUUAUUCUCAGAUCUGAUGUGAAAUACAACUUAGAAUUCGGUGAAGAACCAUAUCUAUCAUCUAAUUUGAAUUUUUCACCUUUCUUCGCAAAGGAUGAAACAAUCGCUGUAUUAGACAAAGAACAGUUUUUGAUCAGAUUAGAUGACCUGGAAAAAUUCAUUUCUGCUGUUUAG
Molecule: messenger RNA, 3051 nt
Organism: Trichomonas vaginalis G3
Lineage: Eukaryota; Parabasalia; Trichomonadida; Trichomonadidae
Exons: 1
Coding region: 1-3051 (1016 amino acids)
Source: RefSeq, a predicted model, not a curated record